AUGACAGCAUUUGAGCUCCGCGAGUCCCGCUCUCCAGCCAGCAACUGGUACCGUUGGUCGUUUACGGCUAGCGAUCAACACUUUACACUGGAUUACGUCGAAACGACAACUUUCACUUCUAUUCACGAGAGUGGAAAGUGUUCCGAAGGCUGGGUACUUCCGCUUCUGACGUCUCUCCUCCUCUUGUUGAUGGCGGAUAAUGUCAUCCUCCCAAAGGAACCGGAUCUCUCCAAGAGACUGAGCAUAUGCUGA
This is a messenger RNA of Protopolystoma xenopodis, 252 nucleotides long. The record is from the annotation of a GenBank genome assembly. NCBI's taxonomy places the organism in Eukaryota, Metazoa, Platyhelminthes, Monogenea, Polystomatidea, Polystomatidae.